Messenger RNA from Zychaea mexicana, 1455 nucleotides. Its product is annotated as major facilitator superfamily domain-containing protein. Bases 1 to 1455 code for a protein of 484 amino acids. Gene Ontology annotation, cellular component: membrane. Lineage: Eukaryota; Fungi; Mucoromycota; Mucoromycetes; Mucorales; Lichtheimiaceae. Gene Ontology annotation, biological process: transmembrane transport. The record is from RefSeq and is a predicted model, not a curated record. Gene Ontology annotation, molecular function: transmembrane transporter activity. The transcript has 7 exons.
AUGAAAGUAGUCGAAACUACCAUUGCCUCAUCGAAUCAACUCGCUGAAGAAUUCGAUGCAAAGGGUGAGCGCAUCUAUGUCAAGAGCGAUGCUGAAAAGAAGCUGGUCCGCAAAUUGGAUUACGUCUAUGUCAUGCCAUUUGUGGCUAUUUUGAACUUCCUUCAGUUCUUUGACAAGAGUACUUUGAACUAUGCUGGUGUGCUGGGUAUUCAAGAAGAUACUAACACCAGUGGCUCCCAGUUCAGUUGGUUGGGCUCGCUCUUUUAUCUUGGCUAUCUUGUUUACCAGGUGCCGAAUCAAUUCCUUCUUCAACGUCUGCCACUCACCAAAUACAUUGGCGGCUUGAUCGUCUUAUGGGGUUUGGUCCUCGCUGUGACCUUUGAGGCAAAGAACUUUCCUCAGUUGGCCGGUCUCCGUUUUCUCUUGGGUUUCUUUGAGGCCGCCAUGUAUCCCUGCUGCAUCAUGCUUAUCAGUACCAUGUACCGUCGUCGUGAACAGGCUUCUCGUCUUGGUGCUGUCUACAUUUGCAACGGUGUCGCAAUGGCAGUGGGUGGUUUUAUCGGUUACGGUGUUGGCCACAUGGAUGGUGCUUUGGGCCAUGCUUCUUGGCAAUGGUUGAUGAUCAUCCUCGGUGUGAUCACCAUCUUCUUUGGUUUCGUAAUCUUUUUCUUCCUCGUCGAUGACCCUCGCUCCAAAUUUUUGCGAUUGACCCCUGAGCAGUUGCAGAUUGUCGACGAGCGUCAGCGCGACAACACGACCGUGCGCACCAAGGAAAUAAAAUGGCAUCACGUUAAGGAAGCAUUAACUGAGCCUCGAUUCUACUGCUUCUGUUUUGCUUCCAUGUUGAUCAACUUCCAGAACGGUGCCUUGAACACGUUCAGCAGUAUCAUUACUGCCGGUUUCGGCUUCAGUGGCGUUGAUGCCAUCUUGCUUUCCGUCCCUUCCGGUGUUGUUGAUAUUAUUUACAUCGUGGUCAUUAUUUGGUACAACAACAAGUAUGGUAACACCCUGUAUUGCGCUUGUGCAAUGCUUGUGUGUGCUAUCAUUGGUCUUGUCUUGCUCAUUGCCAUCCCUGUGCCCAAGGCUAAGCUGCUGGGUCUCUACCUUUGCUGGGCCUAUGCUGCCGCCUAUGUCAUGUUCCUUUCUUCUGUCGCCAACAAUGUGAAUGGCUACACUAAAAAGAUCUUCUACAGCACCAGCAUUAUUGUCUUUUACACAAUCGGUAAUUUCGCAGGUCCUCUCAUGAUGGUCGCUUGGCAAGCUCCAUUAUACCUCGGUGGUAUGUUGGCCUAUAUCGCAUCCAACGCUAUUUGCAUCGUUUUAUUCUUGAUUGCCCGUAUGUCUAUGGCCAGACUCAACAGAGAGCGUAUGGCUCGUGGUAUUACUUCUACGGCAACUGGUGAAAUGCAGGAUCUUACUGAUAAAGAGGAUCCCAACUUCAUUUACAGACUUUAA